Messenger RNA from Sinocyclocheilus rhinocerous, 2587 nucleotides. RefSeq names its product DNA-binding protein RFX6. Gene Ontology annotation, molecular function: RNA polymerase II cis-regulatory region sequence-specific DNA binding; DNA-binding transcription factor activity, RNA polymerase II-specific. Gene Ontology annotation, biological process: regulation of transcription by RNA polymerase II. Lineage: Eukaryota; Metazoa; Chordata; Actinopteri; Cypriniformes; Cyprinidae. The record is from RefSeq and is a predicted model, not a curated record. The transcript has 18 exons. Bases 1 to 2580 code for a protein of 859 amino acids.
AUGUAUGUUAUUCAUUUGGCAGAAGCUGAUGAAAGUAAUGGAAGCAUUUCCUCUGAAGAGGACCUGGGCCACCUGGAUUAUUCUAAGACGUUUUCUGUCAAACAAACUGUGCCAAAGAAAAGCAUCAGUCAGAUCAUCAAGGACAAGAAGAAACAGACUCAACUUACUUUACAAUGGCUCGAGGAAAAUUACAUAGUUUGCGAAGGUGUUUGCCUACCACGGUGCAUCCUCUAUGCUCAUUAUUUAGACUUUUGUCGGAAGGAGAAAUUGGAUCCUGCUUGUGCUGCCACUUUUGGGAAGACCAUAAGGCAGAAAUUUCCUUUGCUUACAACACGAAGGCUUGGAACCAGAGGCCAUUCGAAGUAUCAUUAUUAUGGUAUUGGAAUCAAGGAGAGCAGUGCGUAUUAUCACUCUGUGUACUCUGGAAAAGGUUUGACACGAUUCUCCGGAAGCAAGCUAAAAAAUGAGGGAGGAUUCACCAGAAAAUACUCUCUUAGUUCUAAAACAGGAACUCUUUUACCUGAAUUCCCGAGUGCACAGCAUUUAGUGCUUCAGGAGUCUGUUUCAAAAGAUAAGGUCGACACAUUGAUUAUGAUGUACAAAACCCACUGUCAGUGCAUUCUGGACAAUGCCAUUAAUGUCAACUUUGAGGAGAUCCAGAACUUUCUACUUCACUUCUGGCAAGGAAUGCCUGAACAUCUCCUGCCACUGCUAGAGAAUCCGGUUAUCGUGGACAUCUUCUGUGUGUGUGACUCUAUACUCUACAAAGUUUUGACUGAGGUUCUCAUCCCUGCUACAAUGCAGGAUAUGCCAGAGAGUCUUUUGGCAGAUAUUCGAAAUUUUGCCAAGCACUGGGAACACUGGAUGGUGUCUUCCUUGGAGAAUCUUCCAGAAAUCCUCUCAGAAAAGAAACUGCCGAUAGCGCGACGAUUUGUGUCUUCCUUAAAGAGACAGACCUCCUUUUUACAUCUUGCACAGAUUGCAAGACCUGCACUUUUUGACCAGAAUGUAGUGACUUCUAUGGUGAAUGAUAUUGAUAAGGUGGAUCUGAACAGUAUUGGUUCUCAAGCACUCCUUUCAGUUACAAAUGACCAAGAUUCAGACUUCUACUCUGAAUAUGACUCAAUUUCAGUCUUUCAAGAGUUGAAAGACCUGCUGAGGAAAAACGCCACAGUAGAGUCUUUCAUUGAAUGGCUGGACUCGGUGGUCGAGCAGAAAGUUAUCAAGCCCAGCAAACAAAAUGGUCGGUCAGUGAAGAAGCGAGCUCAAGAUUUCCUUCUGAAGUGGAGUUUUUUUGGAGCACGAGUGAUGCACAAUCUCACCCUAAACAACGCUAGUAGCUUUGGCUCGUUCCAUCUCAUUCGGAUGCUUUUGGAUGAGUACAUCCUGCUAGCCAUUGAAACACAAUUCAACAACGACAAAGAGCAAGACCUUCAGAAUCUACUGGAGAAAUACAUGAGGAGUGCAGAUGCUAGUAAAGCUACUUUUACCGCCUCCCCAAGUUCCUGUUUCUUGGCCAAUCGGAAAAAAUGCGGUGUGGCGUCCAGUGAUUCGACUGUCAAGGACGAGAACCCACCAGAACAUGACUUCCUGGUGCUCACAGCUGCACAGCAGGGGCUCGGGACCAGUACGGUUGUGUACCAUAGUGCCGAUCCGGACAACUUUACUAUAUCUGGUCAAAUGGAUUACUCGCAGAACAGCGCCACCCUGAUGACCCCUCCGGUCUCUCCUGCCAUGAUCAACCGUAGCAGUGUGAUCAACCAGGGCGCGAUGGCUGUGAGGCCGCAGAGCAGCUGCCCCAUCCAGCCCCAAGUGUCCUGCCAGACCUUCUCCGACAGCAUGUACCAGAGUCUGCACAAUGCUAGUUCCGGCUCCUAUCCCAGCUCUUCUUACUACCAGCCUGUGUUCAGAGCUCAGACUCCCACUCCAACAUCAGCCUAUCAGGCUCGUGCUGAAAGCGCCCGCUACGCACCCUUCUCUGGACACCAGCUGACCAAAGACUGCUUCAGCAGCAGCUGCGCCGUGUCUCCCUACAGCUCGAGGGUUGCAGCGACUGGAUACGCAGCCUCAGGUGACCCUGUGAUGGAUACCGAGGGCGUACAGCUGCUGGACUCCACAGCGUACAGCUUUGGAGGAAGUGCUGCCAGUGGAGAUGGAUGUUCAGGUCCAGUUUGCAGCUCGGGGCACAAUGGAUAUUACAGCAGCAGCGGGUAUGUGGACACUCAGAGGAUGGGCACGCUUAUCGAUCAGCAUGUGUCAGUUAUCAGCAGCGUGAGCAGCAUUCGCUCCGUUUCGGCCUAUGCUGAAGUACACGACCCUCUCAACAUCCUGGACGACACGAGCAGGAAGACGACAAGACCCUACUACACUGACCUGUCCGCAAUGGGCGCACACACAGCAGGAUCCAGCAUCGCUCAUUCCUGCUCCGUCUCGACACCCUGCAUGUAUGGAACUCCUGCUCCGUAUCACUCCCAGAAUGCACUGCUGCCUCUCCAGGGGACCACAGAGAUCAGAGAAAUGGUGUCGUGUCUGCCCCCCAUUAACACUGUGUUCAUGGGGUCAACUGGAGGGCCGUCCUGACUGAAAG